CCCGUCGGUGGGAGAAAAUGUCUUGUGACUGCGUGUCAUCCCAUACCUCAAAUUCAAUUACUCAACUGUGAGGGGAGAAAACAGCAGUGUUUGAUUUGUUUUUUUAGAUUUCCAGUCCUGCGGUAAACACACUGGUCAGGCUGUGGGAACACAAACAAGGUCCCUUGUAAGAAGAAAGUGAAUUCUAGGAACAAACACUCAACAAAGUGACAUGCUCCAUCCAUCAGCCAGCUGAAGGGACUGCCUAUAUUUGGAGAAAAAAACAGAGGAUGAGUAAGAAAAGGAGAGCGUGGUUUAGGGCGGGAUAAAGAGCCUUAACUGCAUCUAGUAAAAGCAAUACUGAGAGACAACAGUGUACUGGUUGGGAGUGGAGCAGAGUCAGGGGGAGUGAGGCUCUUCUCUGUAAGAGCAUUAGCUGUAGAGUGUUCUGGUAGUGACAGGGCUGUCAGGGUCAGAUGGCUGCUCAGCCUGAUUACACCGGCUCACAGCAGAUCUUCAGCCACACACACUCCACCACUACUGCCAGUUAGAGCAGCAAACUGGCUCAGACAAGACAGAGCGCUUCCUCACACCUGGAGAGAGAGCUUCACUGUGGAGGAGAAACAGCCGCAGAAGUGGAAGAACUUUGAGGACAGGGACGAGUGGAGCGAAUUGCUGGUUGAUGGAGUUUGUGCGGCGCAGUGGUGACUACUGCCACGCUCAACACAUCUAGACACAGAUUGGCAUGAAUCCGGACCAUGCUGUCUGUGGACCCUGAAUCUUAAACAGCCGCUGUCCACCGUACCAUCAGCCCAUGGGGUAACCAGCGAGGAUCUGACUGGAGAGGAAGAGCUACAGAGAGACACUGGAAGAAGUGAAAAUCAGGCAGAGCGACAGAGACUAACACACAGAGGUGGUCACACACAGUGUUGCCUCCUGGACUCAAGUGUUCCGUCAUCUGAUGGGGUAAAAGUGCUGUGGAUCACAGGACCUUUAAAAAUACCUUUCUCAAACUGAGCUGAAGGAGAAGCAGCGGUGACCUGCUGUGAACUCGCCAGAGCAGCUGACUGUGCAGCUGAAUCUGAAGAAGUCAUCUGCUGGCAUCUGAGUUCCAAGUGGCCAGAAUGAACCGUCCAGCUCCGGUGGAACUGUGCCACAAGAACAUGAGAUUCCUCAUCACACACAACCCCACAGACAGCACGCUCAGUUCCUUCAUCGAGGACCUGAAGCGAUACGGAGCCACCACAGUCGUCCGGGUUUGUGACGUCACCUACGACAAGUCGCCACUGGAGAAAGACGGCAUCAACGUGGUGGACUGGCCCUUCGACGACGGAGCGCCACCCCCUAGCAAUCUGGUAGAUGACUGGUUGAGUCUGUUGAAGAAGAAGUUUCAAGAGGAUCCAGGAUGCUGCGUGGCUGUUCACUGUGUGGCCGGACUCGGAAGGGCUCCCGUGCUUGUUGCCCUCGCUCUGAUCGAGAGUGGGAUGAAGUAUGAGGAUGCCAUUCAACUCAUCAGACAGAAGCGUCGCGGAGCCAUCAACAGCAAACAGCUGACUUACCUGGAGAAAUAUCGAUCCAAGCAUCGACUUCGCUUCAAGGACUCUCACGCUCACAAGAAUAAAUGCUGCACCAUGUGAACCCGAGCACACUUGCACAGAGACAUUGUUACCCCUCAACAACAAGGAAAGCACUCAGGAAUCAAACCAUUAAAGCCUUGUGUCACAGUCACACACAUUCAGAUGAGCAAGAGCCAGACAGCCUCCUCCAUGGCUUGGUUGUUUGUAAACUAUUUUCUAUCUUCCUGUUUGCUCCAUUGUACAGUUUUUGAUUUAGUUUUCCCAAAAUUUCCCAAAAUAUGUGAAGUUUUUAACUCAAAAUUAAUCAGCCGACAUUUGGAAUUGUACAGCUAAGAAUAUUUGCUUUUUGCCGCCGUGGCCAGACUCACUAAUCUUACACGGAUUAGGGCUUAUCUUACUGCUGUUUUGCUUAUAUUUAUCAGGUAAUGGGGAAAAAAACAUUCUUGUAGUUGCAGCAUGCUGGUAUCUAUGAAGCCAUUUGUUUGAGUUUGUAAACGCAACAGUUUUCCAUUUGUAUAUUGUUAACCAGCUUCUGCCUCUGCAAAACAUUUCUAUUAACAGAUUGGCACAUACUCGCACAUAGAAACAAAGGAUGCAAUAUUUCCACCGAAAUUUGAUGGUAUUUACGAAUUAAAUAUGACUGAAUUUUGAGCAAAUAUCUGCAAGCCAGAAUCUAAAAGAACAUGUAUCAAAAAAUACAACAACCAACUGGUUAUUGGACGAAAAUAAUUUGUACUAUUAUGCUGUUGGAAUCUUCAUAUUCAGUGAUUUAACUUUUGUUUUGUCAGCAUAGAGUCUGGUCCGACAUUUGGGCUUAUGGGUGAACAUGUGAAUUCAUUUGAUCUUGCGGUUGGUUUGCACUUGCUUCAAAAAUGUGUUUGGUGGCUGACACUGCUGCUAUUUUUGGUGAAUGGCAUGGGCUUUAUCUUUUCUAAUAAAAUCCCAUAAAUGGCUUUCAGUUCUGUCUGGAUUUAUUUGGUCUGUUCUCUGUGUGUGUUACCUGGUAUUAAAUAAUAGGUCCAACUUUACAUAAU
This is a messenger RNA of Synchiropus splendidus (mandarinfish), 2590 nucleotides long. Its product is annotated as protein tyrosine phosphatase type IVA 3. The transcript has 7 exons. The record is from RefSeq and is a predicted model, not a curated record. Gene Ontology annotation, cellular component: nucleus. Gene Ontology annotation, biological process: protein dephosphorylation. The coding region runs from base 1104 to 1616 and encodes 170 amino acids. Gene Ontology annotation, molecular function: protein tyrosine phosphatase activity. Lineage: Eukaryota; Metazoa; Chordata; Actinopteri; Syngnathiformes; Callionymidae.